AGCAGCCAAAGAGAACUUGUGCAGAAUACAGAAAGGAUGCUCUGGCUCCAUUGUACUAAGAACUUCACUGCAGCGCUGGUGCCUUCCAACCAAUAUCUGUGCUCCCUGCCAUGCUCAAACUCACUGGGGUUGAACUGAGUGUAAUUCUCUCUCUUACCUUAAGGAUGUGUAGCUGACUUCAAGCCUCAGUUUCCAAAAACCUAUGAGGAAUACAGAGACUGGGCAUGCUGUCUUACAGUUCUGCUGCAGAGAAAACAGAAAUACCUCUACAGCGCAAGCAAGAGCACGCAUGGAUUUGCCUUUCACUGAAUAGAACCAGCUGUCAGUUUGACAAUCUCUUUUGAAGUUUAACAUGGAGAAAUGGACUGCUGAAUUAUGUUCCAUUUUCUGCGAUGUUAACAAAUAGCUGGGCAGAAUCGUGACACAGACAGACAGAUUGUUCUGCUGCAUUGCUUGCACAGGGAUUCUCUGGGGUGACUUUAUGGGAUAUGUGUCUAAGGCUUCACUAUCAGGAAGAAAAAUGCAGCAUCUCCUACUUAUUCUCCAGCUGGAGUGGCUGGGUCUUUUGGCAGCUUUGUGCAAAUCAAACUGCAGCAGGGAGAAUGUUCUUGGAGGAGAAGGCGAGGGAUCAGCCCAAAAGACAGUGCUGAAAGCUACGAGAUGCCAAACUUUGCAACAAGCCAAAUAGCAAUCACGUAUUCCGUAGGCAACGGGGGGCAAAGCUGGAAAAGAUGGGGAUAUUUGCUUUACUGCUAUAUACCCUCCUGUAUGCAGGGGACCUGGGCCAGGGCGCAGAGAAAAGUUUCCCUGUUUUGAAUAUUGCAGUCAUUUUGGGAAGGACUCGCUAUAUCACGGAGAGGGACAUACGCUCUCUAUGGACAAGGGAUAUGUCCUUGGACUUUGAUGUCAACGUGGUGACCUUGCUUGUGAACCAAACUGACCCCAAGAGCAUCAUCACCCAUGUGUGUGACCUCAUGUCAGGCACCAAGAUUCAUGGGGUGGUGUUUGGAGAUGACACAGACCAAGAGGCAAUAGCUCAAAUUUUGGAUUUUGUUUCGUCUCAGACUUUCAUCCCAAUUCUAGGGAUUCAUGGGGGAUCCUCAAUGAUUAUGGCAGACAAGGAUGAAAUGUCCACUUUCUUCCAAUUUGGAGCUUCCAUCAAGCAGCAAGCCAUUGUCAUGCUGAAUAUUAUGGAAGAAUAUGAUUGGCAUGUAUUUUCCAUCAUAACAAGCACUUUUCCUGGAUAUCGAGAUUUUAUAAGUUUCAUUAAGACCACCGUGGACAAUAGUUUUGUUGGCUGGGAAGUGCAGAAUGUUAUUACUUUGGAUACAUCAUAUACAGAUGCAAGAACACUAACGCAGCUGAAGAAAAUUCAUUCUUCUGUUAUACUCCUUUAUUGUUCAAAGGAUGAAGCAAAUUACAUUUUUGUGGAGGCCCGUUCCCUUGGUCUUAUGGGAUAUGGUUUUGUCUGGAUUGUGCCUAGCCUAGUAACAGGAAACACAGAUAUAAUACCAUACGAGUUUCCAUCAGGUUUGGUUUCUGUGUCAUAUGAUGACUGGGAUUAUAACAUAGAAGCUAGAGUGAGGGAUGGCCUUGGAAUUAUAACCACAGCGGCAUCAGCAAUGUUGGAAAAACAUUCAGUGAUUCCAGAAGCAAAAACUAGUUGUUAUGCUCAAAAUGAAAGAAAUGAACCACCACUUCAUACUCUUCACAAAUUCAUGAUAAAUGUAACUUGGGAUGGCAAGGAUUUGUCCUUUACCGAAGAUGGAUAUCAAGCAAAUCCAAAACUAGUGGUUUUAUUGUUGAAUAUGGAUAGAGAGUGGGAGAAGGUGGGGAAAUGGGAGAACAAAAGUUUAAACAUGAAAUAUCCCGUGUGGCCCAGGAUUACAGCUUCCCUGGACAGUGAUCCUGAUGACAACCAUUUAAGCAUUGUCACUUUAGAAGAAGCUCCAUUUGUGAUUGUUGAAAAUGUUGACUACCUGACAGGAACAUGUGUGAGAAACACUGUGCCAUGUAGAAAGUAUUUUCGGUUAAACAACUCAACAACUGAAGGUACAUCAGUAAAAAAGUGCUGCAAAGGAUUCUGCAUAGAUAUUUUAAAGAAACUUUCAAAGACUGUGAAAUUCACAUAUGACCUUUACCUGGUUACAAAUGGGAAGCAUGGGAAAAAAAUCAAGAAUGUUUGGAAUGGAAUGAUUGGUGAAGUGGUUUAUAAACGAGCAGUUAUGGCCGUGGGUUCACUCACAAUCAAUGAAGAGCGUUCAGAAGCAGUUGAUUUUUCAGUGCCAUUUGUUGAAACUGGAAUUAGUGUUAUGGUAUCACGUAGCAAUGGCACCGUUUCUCCAUCAGCAUUUUUAGAACCGUUUAGUGCUUCUGUCUGGGUGAUGAUGUUUGUGAUGCUUCUCCUUGUGUCUGCAGUGGCUGUUUUCGUAUUUGAGUACUUUAGUCCAGUAGGAUAUAACAGGAACUUAGCUGACGGGAAAGCUCCGCAUGGACCUUCUUUCACAAUUGGAAAAGCAGUAUGGCUGCUGUGGGGUUUGGUCUUCAAUAAUUCAGUACCUGUGCAAAAUCCAAAGGGCACAACCAGCAAAAUCAUAGUGUCAAUUUGGGCUUUUUUUGCUGUGAUAUUUUUGGCAAGUUACACUGCUAACUUAGCUGCUUUCAUGAUUCAAGAAGAAUUUGUUGACCAGGUUACUGGACUUAGUGAUAAAAAGUUUCAAAGGCCACAUGAUUAUUCUCCUCCAUUUCGUUUUGGCACAGUUCCAAAUGGCAGCACUGAAAGAAAUAUUAGAAAUAAUUAUCCUGAUAUGCAUCAAUACAUGGUUAAAUUUCAUCAAAAAGGAGUACAAGAUGCCUUAGUCAGCCUAAAGACUGGAAAGCUGGAUGCAUUUAUCUAUGAUGCAGCAGUGCUGAACUACAUGGCUGGAAGGGAUGAAGGAUGCAAGUUGGUGACAAUUGGGAGUGGGUAUAUCUUUGCUACUACUGGCUAUGGUAUAGCUCUCCAGAAAGGUUCAAGAUGGAAACGCCCUAUUGAUUUAGCUCUUCUACAGUUUGUUGGAGAUGGUGAAAUGGAAGAAUUAGAAAAAUUGUGGUUAACUGGAAUCUGCCAUACUGAGAAAAAUGAAGUAAUGAGUAGCCAGCUAGAUAUUGACAACAUGGCUGGAGUAUUCUACAUGCUUGCGGCAGCUAUGGCUUUGAGCCUCAUAACCUUUGUAUGGGAACAUCUGUUUUACUGGAAACUACGAUAUUGUUUUACAGGAGUUUGUACUGGCACACCAGGGCUGCUUUUCUCAAUUAGCAGGGGCAUUUACAGUUGUAUUCAUGGAGUCCACAUAGAAGAAAAGAAAAAAUCUCCUGAUUUCAGUUUUACUGCCUCUCAGACAAAUAUGUUGAAACUACUGAGAGCAUCCAAAAAUAUAGCAAAUCUAUCCAAUUUAAAUCAAUCCCAGUGCAACUCACCCAAAAGAACAUCUGACUAUAUUCAAAGAAAUUCAUUAUUAAUGGACAUGGUUUUAGAUAAAGGCAAUUUAUCAUACUCAGACAACAGGCCAUUUCAACAAAAAGAUGUAUAUAGUGAAAAUACAUAUGAUCUUGCCAUGUUAUCUGGUAAUCACCCCAAAGACAACCUUAACAACUAUGUUUUUCAAGGUCAGCACCCACUUACUCUUAAUGAAUCUAAUCCAAACACAGUUGAGGUUGCUGUAAGUGCAGAACCAAAAUUAAACUCCAGACCUAGACAACUUUGGAAGAAAUCAGUAGAAACUUUACGACAAAACCAGGGUUCAGUAAAUGAAAAUGGUACAGAAGAAUCAAAGCCAUCUACUAAAAAUCAACGCUUUCUUCCAGAGGAUGGUCAUUUUUCAGAUGUUUCAGAGGCAUCAAGCAGAGCCACAUGUCAUAUAGAUUCUGAAAACAAUAAUAAACACCAUAAAAGUAAGGACAACUUAAAAAAACGGUCUGUGUCCUCUAAAUAUCCCCGAGAUUGCAGUGAAGUUGAACUGUCAUAUCUAAAACUCAAACAUGGCUCUAAUCGUGACAAAGUCUACACAAUUGAUGGAGAUAAGGAGCCAAGCUUUAUAAUGGACCAGCCUAAAUAUAGUGAAAAUUCUCCUGACCAAGAUGAUGAUUAUCCUGAUGUAUACCAAGAUCACAAUGAUAAUUAUAGGAAAGCAGAAGCUCUGCAGCCAGAUAGAACUCCUCUGCAUAGUGAAGGCAGACUUCCAAAUAACGACAUACAGUACAAAUUAUUUUCAAAGCACUACAGUUCAAAAGAAAAGAAUACAUCUAUGUCUGAAUCCAAUGACAGACAUAGGCAAAACUCUACUCACUGCAGAAGUUGCCUUUCUAAUAUGCCUAACUAUACUGGCCAUUACACUGCAAGAUCCCCAUACAAGUGUGAUGACUGUCUCCAUAUAGGGAAACUAUAUGAUAUUGAUGAAGAUCAAAUGCUGCACGAGGCAGCCAACUCUAUGCAUUCUGAAGAUUUUUAUGAGCACAACUGGCUUGAGAAUAAUGCUCUACACUUUCAGAAAAAAAAUAAGUUAAGAAUAAACAGGCAGCAUUCAUGUGACAACAUUAAUAAACCCAGGGAACAGGAUCUUGGAAGGCCACCACGUAGUGUAAGUUUGAAGGAGAAAGAAAGGUACAUACAAGAUAGUCCAUUUGCUAAAUUUCUUAUUGUUCCACCUGAAAAACUGUUGGGGAACAAUACUGCGCUUUUUACAGACUCUUUAAAGGAGAGUAAGAGAAGCAAGUCUCUUUAUCCUGAUAACUCUUCUGACAACCCUUUCCUGCAUUCUUAUCAGGAGACUCAAAAACUAAGUCAUGGAAGAAGUUCUUCAGACAUUUACAAACAGUCCUCUUUAACAAAAGCAAGAAAUGAUAACUAUUUAAGGUCAUCUAUUAAAUCUACUUCUUCAUAUUCUUCAAGGGAUGGACGGGUACCUAACGACAUGUGUGCUUCAGAAUAUGCUCUGCCUUAUGUUACAAGCAACAAUAGUGUGUAUUCAGCUCCACGGGUUGUAAAUUCCUGCAGCAAUAGACGUGUGUUUAAGAAAAUGCCUAGCAUUGAAUCUGAUGUUUAAAAUGUUUACUAUAUGUACCACAUUUUAUUCUAAAUGUUUCUCGUAGUUGCCAACAUUUUAGAGGCAAAAGUAGAAUUCUUAUACAAUGCUUUGGAACUGCUAUAUGUGGUUUUUGCCUACAUAAUAUGAUAGAUAAUACAUACUGUAAAUUACAACAUUUUUGUCAACUUAGCCACAAAACUAAGAACAAAUUAACUUUGUAAUGUGCAUCUCCUAAGUACUGCCUAAAUAAAUAUUGGCAACUAUGUUUUUAUGUAAUUUACCAUCCAUGCCACUUAUACAAUACAUAAGACAAAAAGGAGGAAAACCUUAUGUAAUUUUUCAUUUAAUGUUUUUAAUAGCAGAUAAGCAAUAUUGUAUGCAUGUAGUUUGACACAAGAAAAUAUUUUAUGUAAGAAUGCAUUUGCACAGUCACCUAGGGUUUAACGAACGUUUCACACAAAAAGUCUGACACAGUUACAGAAGUAUUUCAGAGACUAUUUCAGAGACCACAUCUGAUGAUAUUUAAAUAAAUCUUUAAAAAAAAUAACUUUUUUGAGGAUUCCUGAUAUAAGUCACAAUGUGAAUAUUAUUUUGAAAACCUGGUUCAUAUACGGUAUUUCUUGAUAAAUAGUAAUAUUUUAUAGUUUAUUCAUUGUACUACAUAUUCAAUAUAAAUAUGUAAAAACUGAUUAUCGAUUAACUUAUCAUGCACAUUAGCUGUUUUUCUGAAGUGGUAAACAGCCAGUUUUUGAAGGAGAAAGGGAAAGUUUGUGGCCUGUGCACUUAAUGUACUUUAGCUAUAGAAACAUAUUACUUCAUACCAUGGCAGGUUUCAAGUGCUUCCAUAUUUUAUUAUUAUUAGAAUUAUUUUUUGCAUAUCCAUUGUUUUUACUUGUUUCUUGCACCAAUAUAUAUAAAUAUAUAUAUAUAUUUAUCUACAUCAACAAUUGUAUAUAUAUUCUAGCCCCUUGCUAAUGAUUACUCUCAGGGCUGUAUAGUAAUUUCUUAUUUUUCAUUUUAUUUUAUUCAUAUUAGUUGUUCAUUGUACAGGACAAAGUGGAGCCAUCUGCUUUAUGAAAUGUAAAUAUAUGCGACAUUGCUAGAAUUUAACCAAAACACAAAUGGACACAUUUUUUGUGUAGUGUCUAUGGAAUGCAAAAUCAUGUAUUUGCAUGGUAAAUUUCUCUCAUUUUUAGUGUCUUCUUUUACGAAAGCAUAUAUCCUAUUUCAUUAAAAUGUAUCAUAGAGUUGUCUAAAGGAAUAGUUUGCAGUAUACUCAAUGAAUUAACUGGAUAGGCUCUGGCUGGUAAAUUUUAACUCCUUCUGCAAAACUAUUUUCUGUUACUCAAAAGUACAACAUAGGAUUUGGGCAUCAUAAAUCAUUGAAAUACAUUUCAUCAUUUGAAUCCAAGAGAUGAUUUGCUAUUUACCAUGUUUGAUAAUAAACAGUUUAUG
Molecule: messenger RNA, 6521 nt
Organism: Xenopus tropicalis (tropical clawed frog)
Lineage: Eukaryota; Metazoa; Chordata; Amphibia; Anura; Pipidae
Gene: grin2a
Product: glutamate receptor, ionotropic, N-methyl D-aspartate 2A
Exons: 14
Coding region: 732-5084 (1450 amino acids)
Biological process (GO): monoatomic ion transport; ionotropic glutamate receptor signaling pathway; response to zinc ion
Cellular component (GO): membrane; NMDA selective glutamate receptor complex; postsynaptic membrane
Molecular function (GO): ligand-gated monoatomic ion channel activity; NMDA glutamate receptor activity; monoatomic ion channel activity
Source: RefSeq, a predicted model, not a curated record